AACGUUGCCUUCUCGGCGACGUCACCUGGAAACGGUGACGUUAAUGGAACGGUUGGUAACGUCACAAUUACUAAAUAUGGAGGAAUGCGAAUCCAAACGAAACACUCGCAUAAUAAAGAUAUUUCUCCUUCAAGAACUUGAAAGCGAUGAGAUGAAUGUUUGUGACGACGAAGUUACGCCAGAGGUUAUACGUCAUCUAUUGUCAGAAAAAAGAAUAAGCCGACAGCGUAUUUCUGAUUAUUUCAACGUAACAAUACCAGGAUACUCCCCAGAUGAGUUUUCCUCGCAUUUUCGAAUGCGAAGAGAGACUUUUGAGGAAGUCUGUUGACAGAUACUGUCAACAGGCCACAUCCCAAAAGAACAUGUUCAUGGCAGAGAAAUCAUUGAACCUUCUAAACAAAUAAUGAUUUCUAUAUGGAUGCUGGCCAACAUGGAAGGGUACAGACAAAUAAGUGACAGGUUUAACGUCACAUAUUCCUCCGUGUACAGAUGCUUCAUGCGGACAUGUACCGCUUUACAAUGCCUGUCUGUAGAAAAAAUCAAGUGGCCUACUGGAGCUAGGGCAAAUGAAGUCAUUGAAGGCUUUGAAAACCUCAUGGGUUUCCCUCGAGUUUUAGGGGCUGUCGACGGAUGUCACAUUCAGAUAAAAGCUCCACAAGAAAAAUACCAUCCCAUGUCUUAUCUGAAUAGGAAACGGGACUAUUCGGUUAUUUUACAGGCAGUGUGUGAUCAUACUUUGCGGUUCACGGACAUUAUAUCCGGAUGGCCUGGUUCUGUACAUGAUGCAAGGGUCUUCAAAAAUUCACCCCUUUAUGAAGCCAACGAAAACCUCUUUCCUGGCGAUACACAUAUUGUUGGAGAUGCAGCAUAUCCACUGCAAAGGUUAUUAAAAUCAACAUUCAUUUAAAGAAACGGGCAGAUUAUACUCUUUAUGUCCCUGGAUCGAAAGAUCCUGGGGUAUAGUGUUUUUGUCUGUCUGUAGUUAACGUUAACCUAGCCCAUAAUCUAUUGAGUGGGUAGGGCUAUGGCUUUCAUAUUUCACAGGUGUAUUCCCUUUGACAAGACCAAAUUUGACUUCUUGACCUUGGAAUUCGACCUACUUCUACAAAAAAAGAUAAUACUCUUUAACCUUAGCCAUAACUUUUGAACAGUACAAGCUAUGACUUUCAUCUGGUAUAAAUAUUUUUACCUUUUGACCUUCACCUAAGAGUAUGACCCAUUUUUAAUACUUCAACCUUGGUCAUAACUUUUGAACAGCUAGAAU
Messenger RNA from Saccostrea cuccullata (small rock oyster), 1264 nucleotides. RefSeq lists its product as uncharacterized. The transcript is spliced from 4 exons. Bases 404 to 907 code for a protein of 167 amino acids. Lineage: Eukaryota; Metazoa; Mollusca; Bivalvia; Ostreida; Ostreidae. The record is from RefSeq and is a predicted model, not a curated record.